Messenger RNA from Vicia faba (fava bean), 336 nucleotides. The record is from the annotation of a GenBank genome assembly. NCBI's taxonomy places the organism in Eukaryota, Viridiplantae, Streptophyta, Magnoliopsida, Fabales, Fabaceae.
AUGACAGAAGAAACCACAACGUUAUUGAAUUUAAAAGACAACCUCAAAGAGAUCAAGGAGCAACAAGAUAAUCAAAAAGAGCGACAAGAUCAAAUAAAGGAACAACAAAGUAAUAUAGAAGCAAGGUUAACAACAAUGGAGAAUUCAAUGAAACACAUGGAAGAAAUUAUGAAUAAGUUGGUACGUGCAGCCAAAACUGGUGGCAUAAAAACAAAAGGCAAUGGAGGAACAAAGAUGAAGAAUGGAAAGGUUCAAAUGCCAACUAUAGAAGAUGUUGAAUCAACAGCUGAGGAUUGGGUCUUAUGGCCUGCACGUGCUAUUGGAUGUUGUAAUUAG